Coffea arabica (coffee) is the source of this 333-nucleotide messenger RNA. RefSeq lists its product as uncharacterized. NCBI's taxonomy places the organism in Eukaryota, Viridiplantae, Streptophyta, Magnoliopsida, Gentianales, Rubiaceae. The record is from RefSeq and is a predicted model, not a curated record. Gene Ontology annotation, molecular function: nucleic acid binding; RNA-DNA hybrid ribonuclease activity.
AUGGCUCUCAGACUAGCUACGAAGUUGGCAAAGCAAAAUGGGUGGAAAAAGGUGGUGUUUGAGGUAGAUUGUUUACAGGUUGUGGAAGAGCUUAACAGGGAAGGUAAUGAUAGGAUUGGGUCAGCGGUGCUUGAGGAUAUUAGGAGUAUUCGAGAUUUUUUUGAUGAAUGUUGUUUUACUUUCAUUAGGAGAGUAAACAACUCUAUUAGUCAUACGCUAGCCAAAUUGGCAGUUAUUUUAGAAAAUUUAGCUGAAUGGAAGAAGGCCUUCCCAGCGUGGCUGUAUGAACUUGUGCAGAUGGAUUGUGAGGGCAGUUGCCCAGCCUUUUUGUAA